UUUUCUUUUAUUUCAGUACUACUUCAAUGGCCCAUUUGUCACACAAGCUCAUCAAGAUAUAAUCGCAUCUGCUAAUGCUCUUACUGGAAGAGCCAGGAAAAACCCGACUUUUGAGCUGAAAGCCCUAAUUACUAAUCUUGUGCUCAGAUUUGAUGUCCUGGUUGCUAUGUCAUAUAUCUUCAACGCCCUUUCUCUCUUUCCCGCCCAAUCGCUAAGCAACGGCAAUGGAGGUCGAGAGUUCAAGGUUGGUAAUGUGGCAAAUUUGGAGGUGCUUUGGUUCAGUAAAUGUCGAUUGAGAUGGAGUUUUCGGAAAGCAUGUGAGUUUCGGGUGAUGUCGGCCGAAAAUUCUAUUGAUUCGACCGGCCGCGAGCAAGUGGAAGGUGGAGUUCGAGUUGAUUUCUCUACAAAGGCGUUAGAAUCUGAUAAAAUGACGGGCUCUUUGCACGGGAGGAUUAAUGAUCCACCUUCCUUUGUUGUUCUGGUGAAAAGAAAUGCUGGAUCGAAAUAUGCUGUGGGUUUUUAUAUUGCAUUAACAAUUGUGCUGAUAGUUGCGAAGCAAAUUUUGUCUAAAAGGAAGAUUCAGACCCGACAUGGUUCUGUAGCUGAACUUGUUAAGCGGGGGCAGUUGAGAUCUAAUAGAAGAGGCAUCUCAAAACUUGAUCUGAAGUAUGAAGAUCCUUUUAAUAACCCACAAGUGAAGAUUGAAAAAAACAAUUCAAAGAUUGAAAUGUGUGGAAAAGUUUAUCGGCUCGCUCCAGUAACCCUUACACAAGAGCAGCAGUUAACUCAUCUGCAGAGAAGAUCAAGAGCUUAUCAAUGGAAGAGACCAACAAUUUUUCUCAAAGAAGGUGAUCUGGUGCCCCCAGAUGUUGACCCUGAUACAAUCAGAUGGAUACCAGCCAAUCACCCUUUUGCAACAACUACUACCGAGUUAGAUGAAAAUCUGGCUCAAAACAAUGUAUUCCAGAAAGAUGGUGUUCCAUUUCGUGUCAGAGCUGAACAUGAAGCAUUGCAAAAGAAGCUAGAGACUCUACAAAGUGUACAAAAUGAAAUAGGAAUCAACCAAAAUAACAUUCAUGAAUGGGAAAGGUCAGCUGAGCGAUCAUCUAAACUAAAUGAACAAGUAGAACCAAGCGCUUCUCUCGAAAAACAGAAUGACGAAUUUAGUUCUACUGGUAACAGAAACUUACCUGAUAAACUUGACAAACUUUAGCUGGCUUGCAGUUCUUUUAUUGUGUUUAUUGAGUUAAGAUCUAUCUUAAGUAGAGGCUUUGUGCAGCUUCUCUUGUUAUAUAUCUUAGAAUUUAAAUUUUGCUAUUUGAUUGAUCAUGGGCAGUUUAAUGCAAACAAUUUAUAAGUAGAAAACCUGAAAACAAACACCUUCAAAUGAA
This is a messenger RNA of Dendrobium catenatum, 1391 nucleotides long. RefSeq names its product protein MULTIPLE CHLOROPLAST DIVISION SITE 1. Bases 167 to 1213 code for a protein of 348 amino acids. Gene Ontology annotation, biological process: chloroplast fission. Lineage: Eukaryota; Viridiplantae; Streptophyta; Magnoliopsida; Asparagales; Orchidaceae. The record is from RefSeq and is a predicted model, not a curated record. The transcript has 5 exons. Gene Ontology annotation, cellular component: chloroplast inner membrane; chloroplast.